Molecule: messenger RNA, 1578 nt
Organism: Miscanthus lutarioriparius
Lineage: Eukaryota; Viridiplantae; Streptophyta; Magnoliopsida; Poales; Poaceae
Source: the annotation of a GenBank genome assembly
AUGAUGGGGAAGGCGUUCGGCUGUGCUGUUUUCCUCCUCCUGGCCGCGCUCGGGGUCGGCGUCGGCGUCGGGGCGGCGGCGGGGGCCUCUGCCGCGGACAUCACCAGGGCCGACUUCCCCGCGGGGUUCGUUUUCGGCGUCGGCUCCUCGGCGUACCAGGUUGAAGGUGCAGUUGCGGAGGAUGGAAGGAAGCCUAGCAUCUGGGACACAUUCACACAUAAAGGCUAUUCUAUUGACAAUGCGACAGGUGAUGUAACUGCGGAUCAGUAUCAUAAGUACAAGGAAGAUGUAAAGCUUUUGCAUGAGCUGGGUGUUGAUGCCUACAGGAUGUCGAUUGCCUGGCCUCGACUUAUUCCUGAUGGCCGAGGAGCUGUCAAUCCGAAGGGACUGGAGUACUACAACAAUCUGAUAGAUGAACUCCUUAGCUACGGAAUACAACCUCACGUAACGAUCUAUCAUUUCGAUUUUCCUCAGGCUCUUCAAGAUGAGUACAAGGGCCUGCUUAGUCCUAGAUUCAUAGAGGACUACACAGCGUAUGCAGAUGUGUGCUUCAAGAACUUUGGAGACAGAGUGAAGUACUGGAGCACUGUCAAUGAGCCUAACAUCGAAACAAUUGGCGGAUUUGACCAAGGAAUCCUACCGCCACGGCGAUGCUCAUUCCCCUUUGGCUUUGGUUGUGAUGAAGGCAACUCCACCACAGAGCCAUACAUAGCAGCACACCACCUUCUACUUGCACAUGCAUCUGCAGUGUCCCUAUAUAGAGAGAAGUACCAGGCUGAGCAAGGAGGACGAAUUGGACUAACCUUGCUUGGUUGGUGGUAUGAGCCUGCAACGCAGACUCCCGAUGAUAUCGCGGCAGCUGCAAGGAUGAAUGAUUUCCACAUAGGAUGGUUCAUGAAUCCUAUGGUGUAUGGAGACUACCCUCCAGUGAUGAGGAAGAAUGUAGGGUCCAGGCUGCCAUCCUUCACGGAUGAAGAGGCAAAAAGAAUAAAGGGAUCUUUUGAUUUUGUCGGAUUUAACCACUACGUUGCCAUCUACGUGAAAGCUGAUCUUAGCCGACUAGAUGAGAAAGUGAGAGAUUACAUGGCUGAUGCAGCUGUGGCAUAUGACAUGCCGUUUCUCAAGUCAAGGAACCAGUUCCCGUUCGGGUUCGGGUUGGCGGCCGAUUUUAUGACAUCCACCCCCUGGGCUCUAAAGAAAAUGCUGAAGCAUCUCCAAUUGAAAUACAAGAACCCUGCAGUGAUGAUCCAUGAAAACGGAGCUGCUGGACUGUCUGAUCCAUCCGGCGUCAACACCUACGACGACGAAUUCAGGUCACAGUUCCUGCAGGAUUACAUCGAAGCCACACUUCAAUCCAUCAGGAACGGAUCAAACGUGCAAGGUUACUUCGUGUGGUCAUUCCUGGACGUGUUCGAGUACCUAUUCGGCUACAGGAUGCGCUUCGGCGUCUGUGGCGUUGAAUUCAACUCGGCGGCGAGGACAAGGUAUCAGAGGCACUCGGCCAAGUGGUACUCCAGCUUCCUCCGGGGUGGCGAGCUGAGGCCAGUUGCUCUACCUGAGGGAGCAUAUUCACAGUGA